Colossoma macropomum (tambaqui) is the source of this 1555-nucleotide messenger RNA. RefSeq names its product acidic (leucine-rich) nuclear phosphoprotein 32 family, member B (gene anp32b). Gene Ontology annotation, cellular component: nucleus. The transcript has 7 exons. NCBI's taxonomy places the organism in Eukaryota, Metazoa, Chordata, Actinopteri, Characiformes, Serrasalmidae. Bases 186 to 980 code for a protein of 264 amino acids. Gene Ontology annotation, molecular function: histone binding. The record is from RefSeq and is a predicted model, not a curated record. Gene Ontology annotation, biological process: regulation of apoptotic process.
UUAGAGUGCCGUUUCCCUCCAUGGUUUCUCCCUUGGCUGAGUAAGUUGGCGUUUGGUUCAGAUCAUUUAUUCAGCCCCCCUUUCGCUCUCCCUCCAUCAGGGCAUCUUUUCUGCCUUCUGGGCUGAACACGAAACCCAAGAGGGAAAACAAAACAAAAACAGUCCCAACUUUGUGAAAGGGCGACAUGGACAUGAAAAAGAGGAUCCACUUGGAGCUCAGGAACAGGACACCAUCUGAUGUACGAGAACUUGUCCUUGAUAACUGCAGAUCAAAUGAGGGGAAAAUUGAGGGCCUCACAGCAGAAUUUGUCAAUCUUGAAUUUCUCAGUUUGAUAAAUGUUGGUUUAAUCUCAGUGUCCAACCUCCCUAAACUUGGAAAACUCAAAAAGUUGGAACUCAGUGACAACAGAAUUUCCGGUGGACUCGAUGUUUUAGCAGAAAAACUUCCAAAUCUCACACAUCUAAACCUGAGUGGAAACAAACUGAAAGACAUCAGCACAUUGGAACCUUUGAAAAAACUCGAUCACUUGAAGAGUCUUGAUCUUUUCAACUGUGAAGUGACGAAUCUGAAUGAUUACCGGGACAGUGUGUUCAAGCUGCUGCCGCAGCUAACAUACCUGGACGGAUAUGAUAUGGAGGACCGCGAGGCAUCUGACUCGGACGGGGAAGUGGACGGAGUGGACGAUGAUGACGACGAAGAAGGUGAAGGGGAAGAGGAUGAGGAUGGUGAGGAGGAAGACUUUGAUGAGGAAGAAGAUGAUGAAGAGGAGGAUGAGGACGAGGUAGAAGGAGAGGAAGACGAUGAGGACGUUAGUGGAGAAGAUGAGGAGGAAGACUUUGGCCAGGAUGGAGAAGUAGAAGAUGAAGAUGAGGAUGAAGAUGAUGAUGAUGAAGAAGAAGAAGAAGCAGCAACAAAGGGAGAGAAAAGGAAACGAGAAGCAGAUGACGAAGACGACGACGAGGAUGAGGAUGACGACUAAGCCAACGAGCCAAUCAGUUACCAACUUCUCCCUCCCUCAGACCCCACCUUGACCUUUGCAUCCCACUCGGCCAUCCCCCACCCCCCAUCCCUCCGCACUUCUCCCCCAGCUCUGAGCUCCCUGUGGGGGCGGACUGUACUGGACGGGUGCAGCGUGUGGAGCUUCACCCGUGGAGCCCAGCGAAAGCUCACUCAGCAUUCCACAAGUUCUCUAUCAAAUCCUGCCCUUUGACCUUCCCCUUGCCCCACCCUGCCCCGCCCUGUGUGUUUAAAGACCCGUGUGAGGACUUUGGGGACUGGUAUCUAGUUUUGGGUCUGUGCUUUUAAUAUUUUGUUGGAGAAUCUUCUCUACUUUUUAUUUUUAUUUUUUUUUUUGCUGUUGAGUUUUUUUCCUUUGUCUUUUUGUUCCCAAUUUCCCAAUAAGAUUUAUUGCUAUAGCAAAUGUGCGACAAGCAAGCCAUAAUUUUAGUGUGGCGGCCUGUCGUGCAAAUCAAGGUUGUAGCUACAUUUUUACUUUCUGUAAGACAACAAACAAAAACAAAACUUUGUAAAUAAAAUGAUAACAUUUUGUGCUUU